Messenger RNA from Stylonychia lemnae, 1170 nucleotides. The record is from the annotation of a GenBank genome assembly. Lineage: Eukaryota; Ciliophora; Spirotrichea; Sporadotrichida; Oxytrichidae.
AUGUAACAAGUUGAGAAAAAAAAGAAAAGAAAGAUUUAUGUGCGUAGAUGCUGCUUUGGGUUCAACCUUUCUGAUGGCGUUCAUGGAAUUGUAGUCUGGGAUAAUCUCUAUGCUCUAUUUGUGAUAACAACCUCACUUAGCGCAGUAUUUUACUACAAUGAAUAAAACAGGGCAUCUCAAGCUUUCACAGAUAUAUGCAGUGCUGCUUUAUUGAUUGUGAGAGCUGUAAUUGGGAUGAUUACUUGCAGCAAAGGAUUUCAGUAUAUUCACAUGAGAAAAUUUUUUAUAACUCGAGUUGUAUGGGAUAUAGCCCUAUUAAUAGUUAACUGCAUUAUGGUGGCUUUGGAAAUGAUGCCUGUGUAAACUUUCUUUUUGAAUGCGUUCACUCUGUUUCUGAUAGAUGGAUAUUUGAAUUUAGUUAUAUAUUCAUAUAUGGUCCACUCUCAACUUCAAGCUCUUAAGAAGACAAGGAAAAAAUCAGGCGAUCAACUUGAUGAUUUUUAAAUUGGACCAAUUGUAAUGGAAUAAGAAGAGCCUGAUCUGAUAUAAGCUCAUAACUCAGAGUCAUGCUCCAAAGAGGUAUUAUCUGAUCAUGCCAUAAAUAUUGAUUAAAUUCUUAUGCAAACUGGAAUUUUGAAAAAACCAGAGUUAGAGGGUACCAACUUAAUUGAAAAUGAAAUGAAUUUGUGGGAUAAAGCUAACCCUGAUGAAAUUGAAUAAGUAUUGAAUAGAAUAUAAUAAAAUGAGGGAGAUAAUGAAGACCCCGGAACACCUUCUCAUUAUGAUUUUCGAAAGCAAAAUAGCAAUGUUCAUCUAAUUGGUUAAAGAAGAAAUCAAAAACUUAAUUUAGAUGAAUAGAGUAGCUUUGUUAUCAAUUAUGAAAUAAAAAAGAAAGAAUUACCCAAACCAAUUAGAAAAGGAAAGAAGGAAAAGAACGAUUUACUUUAAAUCAAGGGAUAAGAUAGUAUAUAAAAUCAACUUAAAUUAAAUCAACCAUAUGAUAUUGGCUGCAAAGAUAAAAGUGACUUACACAUAUUUAAUUCUGCAGGUAGCUUUCAAAGAGGAGUAAUCUAAACUAUUACAAAUUUGAGUAAUCGCUUAACAGGCCACCACAAGAAGAUCAGUGGGCUUAUUAAACAUGCUGACUCUACCGAAGACUAAAAAUAUUGA